Messenger RNA from Lolium perenne, 850 nucleotides. RefSeq names its product heavy metal-associated isoprenylated plant protein 47-like. The record is from RefSeq and is a predicted model, not a curated record. Lineage: Eukaryota; Viridiplantae; Streptophyta; Magnoliopsida; Poales; Poaceae. Gene Ontology annotation, molecular function: metal ion binding.
CCUCAAACAAAGCACAAGUGGUACGCUCUACACUCUACAAGUGUACCUCGCGCGCGCUCUUCGAUCUUAUAUAUAGGAGCGCAGCCCUGCAGCGAAGGGCACUCUGAUUCUCAUCCAACACCUGCAGAAACCAAAGCAAAGCAACAAUGACGCAGAAGAUCGUGAUCCAGGUGCAGAUGUCGAGCGACAGGUGCCGGCCGAGGGCGAUGGCGCUGGCGGCGGCGACGCGAGGGGUGGACUCGGUGGCGGUGGCCGGAGACGCCAAGGACCAGUUGGUGGUCGUCGGCGACGGCGUCGACCCCGUUAAGCUAACCAGCGCGCUGCGGAGGAAGGUCGGCCCCGCGCAGCUGGUGCAGGUCGGCGACGUCAAGAAGGAGGAGGAGAAGAAGCCGGCGGCCGCCGCGGCUGAGGUGGUCGAGUACCAGUCCCACCCGGGGUACUACCAAUGGCAGCCGGAGCCGGUCAGCGUCGCCUACCCUAUUUCUGCCGGCGACGGCUACGGGUACGCGUGCGCGCGGCCGGACACCUGCUCGAUAAUGUAGAUUAGUACUCCAUUGUACACUCAUACCGAUUUUUCCAAGUCGUACAAGAACUCAAGCUCUCAAGCCGGCCGUGACUGCAAGAGCAAAGCUUGAGUAGAUCCCCUCCCAUCUUUUUUCUCUCUGGGUUGAAUAGCAAUCUGUAGCACACUACCAGUGCUAUGACCCGGCUUCGGAAGCAUCAAAUUCUGCUGUACGCUCUCAGCUAUUAUGUGUUGAUCAUUGUUUCUUUUUAUCCAAGAGUUCGAUUGAACAUAGUGGCAUAUAUAUGACUUUUAUUUAGGCAUUGUUGCCUUUCAUAUUUAGGUAUA